AUGGCUUCAGUCGGGUUUUCGCCAGGUCUGGCCCUCGCGUCAUUUCUUUCUCUUUCUCUUACUCGCUCUACGACCCUCGCACGACUCUCGUUCUAUUUCUCAAUUCCAGCUCGUCUCCCGCAUCCGAAAUUCAUUUGGCGACUGUCAUUUUCUUGUUUCCUACUUUCUUUCCCUGUUUGCAUUGACUGGCUCCAGAUGCCCAUGCUCUGGUUACAAUGCGCCCCCAUCGUCGCUCGUCGCCCUGGUCGGCUCACCACCUACGUUCUCAUGACUCUCGCCUCGCUCCUUCGCAUCAUCUCCAUGUCGACGCCUAGGAUAUCCCCACUAUCGUCGCCGUUCGUUCUCGCCUCUCAGUUACCCGAAGCUCUUGUUCUAUCCUUAGAGCAGUCUUUGUUCAUCACGAAAGACCGCGCCCACUAA
Molecule: messenger RNA, 420 nt
Organism: Suillus clintonianus
Lineage: Eukaryota; Fungi; Basidiomycota; Agaricomycetes; Boletales; Suillaceae
Exons: 3
Coding region: 1-420 (139 amino acids)
Source: RefSeq, a predicted model, not a curated record